GUUGUCGCAGGCUUUCUCGCUCUCGUUCUUCUCGCUCCUUCCGCGGCGAUGGCGUCAGAAGGUGUUGAGCAUCGCAUGACCGCCCGUCAGGCCGCCAUUGCCGCGGCUGAGGCUGCGGCAGGUGUGGGUCAGGAGCGAAAGCCGUCGAUGGAUGUGGGCGUGAGCAGCGACGGUGAGGAGGAGGAGGAUGGGUCAGAGUGGGAGGAGAGGGGCCGCCGCACCACCAAGGCUGCUAAGAAGAAGCAGCGGGUGGAUGAGAAGGACAAGGCGGCUGCCGGCAAGGCCAAGCCCAAGAAUAAGGGCGGCAGAUCUAAGGCUCAAGCGGCAGACGAGGACCAUCAGAUGGAGGUACGCUCGCACCAUGUGAUGGGAGGGCACACCAGGGACCGGCAUGGCUCGGGCAUCGCUCAUCUAUGGCUCGCUGCUGUCUGUGUUUCGUCUGUUUGCCCGUCAGGAUGUGGUUGAGUUGUUUCCUGCCGACCCGAUGGAGGCUCUCAAGGCCGAGGCGCAGAAGCUGCAGACGCAGAUCCAGCGCGUCGAACACGCCAAAGCAAAGGUGAGCGAGAGGGAGAGGGGGGCAGGGUGAGGAUCACCGGAGAGGAAUGUGUGUGGUGUUGUGUGUGUCGUCCUGCCUGCGUUCAGGCUAAGGAGUUGUAUGAGUUGAAGAUGGGCCUCGCCGCACCCGGAUCGCACACAGAGCAGAAUCGCAUGCAGGUGAGGAUGACGACACGACACACAGUUGACACGACACAUCCCCCCUGCUCACUCCUGCGAUUUGUUAUGUGUAUGUGUGUGUGGCUGGCUGAUGAUGCAGGACGUUGACCGCCACUACCGCGUGUUGACAGAGAUGGUGACGGCUGAUGCUGAGGCCCACGCCACCCACACAGACACCACCGUCAAGCGGCAGCUGGACCGGUGCGUCGCCAAACUACAAAUCAUACAAGACAAAAUCGACAAACUACACCAACAGCAGGUCGCGCACCGCACAUGGGGCAGACAUAUCCAUUUGUGUGUCCUCCUCGCCCUUGUUUGGUGUGUGCAGGUGGUUGUGCCGUGCCUUGAGGGUCUGCCUGAGGCCCUCUGGAUGAGCAGCGAGGAGAAAUUCGGUACGCAAAGGAGAGAGUGGACGACGAGUAUCCAGGGGACGGGGGUGAUGCCAUGUGUGUGGUGUGUUGGUGUGUCAGGACUUGGUGCCUUCGUUGGUUUUGUUCCAUGUCUGACGUCGCUGUCGGCUGUGAGCACCCACUUCCACACCCUCACCCAGGACAGCAACAUGCACCCCAUCAUCCAACUCAACACCUCACCUUCCAAUGACAUCAUUGACGAACUGCCCGUUGAGCAAAGGGAGGCCUUAUGUGCCCGUCUCCGUCUGCGUAUCGGUGCUGUGUCUUGAUUCAGGUCGUUUCUCGAAGACCAGACACAUCCGCAUCAAUCACGCCCCCACGCCCGCCCUCAUCCGUCUGCUCGAGAGUUUCAAGGACAGCAUCAAGAGCGUCGACCUGCGUGGCGUCAAGAACAAGCCCGACGACAACCUGCCCCCUCCCCAGCAGCACAUCGUCUUCCCGCAGCUCCACAAGGCGACCGUCCAUGGGAAGUGGCAUGGCAUUGCACGAGAUCGCAAGUAUAAACUCCCGGCCCUCAAGCACCUGAGUACUGCCUCAUUCAGCAACCGGGGACCGGGAGCAUAUUUCUUGCACGUUGGGGUACUCUUGCACACACGGAAUAUAUGGAUGCAUACAGCUCCCCAAGACUGCCAUAUAUGUGUGCAGGCGUGGCAGUGGAUCCGCAACGCAUCCAGCGGCCUAACAUCCAUCCAUUCAACCCUUCAACAGGUAGGCAGCACGCGGUGACCGCAGGCAGUGCCCUCAAACCAAGGCUGCCUGGUUGCCCUGUGUGUCCUGCUGUGGUGCAUCAGUCGCUCGUGAACGUUACUGCCGCCAUCAAGGACACACCAACAGGUGAAAGGAUUGCAAACCCGAGACACACUUGCAGUUGUCACUACGCCUGCUGCGUCUUGGGAUGACAGUCAAGAGCCUCAUUUGCCUCACCGGCUUCACCUUCAGCAGCGACAACCCUUACUUGUACUACCCCUACUAUGGCCUUGGUGGGGGAGGUGGCGGCGACAAGGCGCCCGAGGAUGAGCUCAUCGACCUCAUCGGAGGAGGGCCACAGGGAGGCAAGCUGCGCAAGAUCAAGAUGCAGCUCCCCGACCUGCCGAAAUCCAAAGUCAUCCAGGUGUGUGCGCACAUGUGAGGGAGACUUACCGACUCCUUCAAACAACGGCUCAUGGAUGGUGGUUGUCUGAACCACAGAGGAUUCACCGAUUCCGCGCUGCCUGCCUCGCCCCUGACGCCACGGAGAUCUACCGCACGACCAACAACCGCAUCUCCCUCCAGCUGCCCUUCGACAACGAGUACGGCGUGGGCCCUCUCGCCCAAUGCCUUCCCACCGUGCAGCUGUACUGCGCCAGAGCCAACACCGUGACGCUCAGGUCGCAUGCAGGGGGGCCUGAGCUCGGGUCACUCGUUUUUCCACAUGUGAAGGAGCUCACGAUCGUGUCGUUCGGGUAUGGUGUGCUGCCUUCGUACAUAACGUCUGAUCCUCGCGCGAUGUUCCCCAAUGUCAAGUCUGUCUGGGUCAAGCAGAGGGGACGGGCAGAGUUCUUUGAGGGAGGAGUGGGGCAGGUGUUGGGUGCACUCCCAUCCAUCGACCAUGUCACGUUUGAGCUGUCUACUCUCGCCAAUCCCGAUGCUACGCUGUGUCUCGUCCCUGCCGGUGCGGCCCAUCUCUGUGCUCAAGGCAGGCGAGAUGUCACUGUGUGCGUCAAGAGUGAGAUCGAUUUUCCAUCCCCUCACUACAACUACACCACACACGAGUAUGAUCCCCCCCAGAACUACACAGCACAGUGGCGUGUGUACGGUGGGGAGGGGGACGCAGGCAGAGAGUUCAUGGCAAGUCGCGUGUCUCGCCUGAAGAUCGACAUGAGAGUGCGUCUGUUGCGAAAUGGUGACUACGGCAUCCCCCCCAGAACUACACAGCACAGUGGCGUGUGUACGGUGGGGAGGGGGACGCAGGCAGAGAGUUCAUGGCAAGUCGCGUGUCUCGCCUGAAGAUCGACAUGAGAGUGCGUCUGUUGCGAAAUGGUGACUACGGCCGACGAGGUUUGGCACUUCCUGCUGCCAAGGACAUGUGCCGGUCGUUUGCCGACUGUGUCGCUGAGGCCUUCGACAACUGCCCUUUCUCUCGUGUGUCGUGCUCGCUCUGCCCGACUGGCGACGUGCUGUGUCUUACAUUUCGCUCGUCGAUUGUGUGCGAGGGUUUGCCAACCGGCGAUUCAGAGUGGCCAAAGGGCAGGCAGACAGAGAGGGUCAGAGUGUUGUGUUGCGCCCGAGCCAGGCCAAGCAGAAGAUCAAGAAAGAGACACGCACCGAGGCAGUCAUGAAGACAGAGGAGGAGUAAGGAGAGAAAGGCAGACCGGCCGACUGUUUCGUAUGUGUGUUGGUCAUCGCAUGAAUGCGUGGAGUGUCUACAGUCACGACCACUUUUGGCUUCGCAGUAAUGGAUGGAUGGAUUCAUGAGGGCCCGUACGUGUUUGGCUUGGAUGACAGAGACGACGGACACAUGACAUUCCAGAACUCGUCAGAUCAAUGAACUUGCAU
This is a messenger RNA of Vitrella brassicaformis, 3659 nucleotides long. The record is from the annotation of a GenBank genome assembly. NCBI's taxonomy places the organism in Eukaryota, Vitrellaceae.